Messenger RNA from Rosa chinensis, 1750 nucleotides. RefSeq names its product brassinosteroid-related acyltransferase 1. The record is from RefSeq and is a predicted model, not a curated record. Lineage: Eukaryota; Viridiplantae; Streptophyta; Magnoliopsida; Rosales; Rosaceae. The coding region runs from base 59 to 1591 and encodes 510 amino acids. The transcript is spliced from 4 exons. Gene Ontology annotation, molecular function: acyltransferase activity, transferring groups other than amino-acyl groups.
AACAGUUUGGUUAUAUUAGUUACUAUUAGCUAGUCCUGUAGCUACGUACUGAUCAAAUAUGGCCAGUAGUACUGAAUUAGGUGAUCAUGAUCAUGAUGAAUACUUGAUCAGUAAAGUUUCAAUCACCGAAACCGUACUGGUGUCUUCUGCACCAGUUUUGCAGCAGCCUCCAAAAGUUGUCAGCCUCUCAAACUUGGAUCGCCAGUGUCCACUUCUUAUGUACUUGGUUUUCUUUUACAAAUAUCCCACCACCUCCUCUGUUGAUCAUAAUCGAAUUUGGUCGCUUGAUUCAGUUUUUCAAAGCUUGAAGUCAGGCUUGGAAGAGACUUUAUCCAUCUGGUACCCGGCGGGAGGUAGAUUGAUCAUGACCAGCUCCACCGACGACGACAAAUCGCUUGGCGGUCUUAACUUGUUGUGCAACAACAAAGGUGCUGUUCUUGCCAAGGCAGCCACUGUGGUUAAGAUAUCAGAGCUUGGAGACCUCUCUCAAUACAAUGACUUCUUCGGAAACUUGGUUUACAAGCCUCCUCCUCCUGUGCUUGAUGAACAACAUGAAGAUCAUUUCUCUCAGAUGCCUUUAGUUGCUGCUCAGGUGACCAAGUUUGGAUGCGGAGGCUACUCAAUUGGCAUUGGCAUCAGCCACUCGUUGUUUGAUGGACCAGCUGCAUAUGAGUUUAUGUGUGCAUGGGCUUCUAAUUCUGCUAUCAAACCAAAUCAAAACAAAUUAGACGUCAUAAUGGAUGAUGAGCUGCAGCCUAAACCAGUAGAACUAGUGCACGAUAGAGACGCACUGUUGAUGAUGGUUGACAAUUAUUCAUGUCAUGAUGACGAUAACGAUGACGAUGAAGGGGUUAGCUGUAGGGCUGCUGCCAUAGAUCAUUUAUAUCAACUGAUAAUGAAAUCAGCAGCAGCAGUUGCAUCCACUGAUCUCCUGAUGAUCAAGAGUAGCAAUGAUGAUAAUAAUUAUGUUCACAAGACCUUUCAUUUGAGCAGUGCAUUCCUCAACUGUUUGAAGAAGCAGGUUGUUGGUGACAACUUUUCAUGUUCCUCCUUUGAACUUGUAGCAGCUCACCUCUGGAAGGCGAAGACUUUGGCUUUAGGAUUGACCAUGGAAACAAUGGUGUGCUUGCAAUUUUCUGUGGACGCGAGGAACAAGGUGGACCCUCCACUUCCUCAAGGUUUCACCGGCAACGCUUACGUCCUGGCCUCUGUUGCGCUCACUGUCUCACAGGUUGUUGACCAAUCCGACCACAAAGCCAUUGUUGACAAGAUAAGGGAAGCCAAGAAGUCUGUGACAAACAAGUACGUCAAGUCGUACAUGGAGGCGGUUGCAGGUGGUGGAUCCCAGCAGGCUUCUCUACCUCCUCUCAAGGAGCUCACCUUAGUGUCUGAUUGGACCAGAAUGCCCUUCCACAAGGUUGACUUCUUACAAGGAGAAGCAGAUUAUGCUUCUCCGUUGGUCGCACCAGUGCCAGAGGUUAUUUAUUUCAUGCAGAAUCCAAAGGAUGACAAGGGCAUUGACAUGAGAAUUGGAUUGCUUCCGCAACACCUCGAUGCCUUCACUCGCUAUUUCCUCACCAAUACCAACUGAAAUCUUCCGGUACUGUUAAAAGUUUGAAGUGAAACUCACAGUUGGACAUUGUUAAUCAUGAGAAUUCAGUUGGUUUGGCCUUUGAAGGAAGUGGUUGGUUUGGUACUAAUGUGGUCCGUGAAAAGAUUAUUAAUGGGAUUGUGUUUAAUGAUUGUGAUU